Dipodomys spectabilis (banner-tailed kangaroo rat) is the source of this 669-nucleotide messenger RNA. RefSeq names its product proline-rich proteoglycan 2-like. The record is from RefSeq and is a predicted model, not a curated record. The coding region runs from base 1 to 669 and encodes 222 amino acids. The transcript is spliced from 2 exons. NCBI's taxonomy places the organism in Eukaryota, Metazoa, Chordata, Mammalia, Rodentia, Heteromyidae.
AUGCUCUUGUCAGUGUGCGGACAAUUAUGUGGCAUCGUAGUCACCAGCACAUCAGCAGAGCUGAUCCACAGCGACAGAGAUGUCCUAGUCUUGCACAGAACAUCUGUAUAUCUGGUCAGCACACUGAAGCUCACUUCUCAUAGCAGCCAUGAGGAGGCCGACACAAAGGCCGAGGGGAGGAAGGCGAACGUGGGGUACGGCAAGGGCUGGAUUCCGGGCGCAGCGGAGCCCGGGCGUCCCCGAGAAGCGGGCGAUCCCGGGGAAGGGCGGGCGGCGCGGGUGGGCCGUCCCCGCACGCCGCGCGCCGGGCCGGGGGAGAGGCCGGCUCGCACGCGGGGCCCCGCAGGCGCCGGGCCAGAGCCGCCGGGAGGCGCAGCGCCGGCGCGGGGGCCCGCCAGGGCGGGGCGGCCCCGGCGGCGGGGGGCGGCCCCACCCCGGUCCGGAGGGCCACAGGCCUUCGCCACUCACCUGCCGACGUCUGCGGGCGCUGGGUCCGCGCCACCGUCCACCGCAGGGGAGGAGGGAACGCCGGUUCCGCGCCGGCCGAGCCGCGUAGCCCGACAGAACACAAAUGGUCGUCGCCGGCCUAGGCCGCAACCGCCGGCCGCCGCGCCCACAGAUUCAAAUACGGUCGCUUGGCGCCACGCGGCCAAUCAGCGCAGGGCGUAG